AUGAUCACACGAAGCAAGUGUCAAAGAUCUUUGUUAUGGUUUCUAAUGUUCCACGGCGGAGCUACAGCCACCACUGAACCUCCCUCCGGCGGGAAACAGCUCUCUCAGACACCCACUUGGGCUGUUGCCAUCGUCUGCACCUUUCUCAUCCUCAUUUCUCAUCUUCUUGAAAAGGGUCUUCAAAGACUCGCCAACUGGCUAUGGAAAAAGCAAAAAAACUCUCUCCUUGAAGCCUUAGAGAAAGUCAAAGCCGAGCUAAUGAUCCUUGGAUUCAUUUCAUUGUUACUCACUUUUGGAGAAACAUAUAUUCUCAAGAUAUGUGUUUCUCGAAAGGCUGCUCUUUCUAUGUUACCUUGUUCAUCUGAAGACGCAGAGAUUUUCCAAAAUCUUGCUCCAUCUCUUAGUAUACGUCUUUCGGCUGCUGGUGAUACACCUGUGAGUUGUAAACAAGGAUCAGACCCACUCAUAACAUUGAAAGGCUUGCACCAACUUCACAUCUUGUUGUUCUUCUUGGCCAUCUUUCAUAUCCUCUAUAGUUUAAUCACCGUCAUGCUUAGCAGGCUCAAGAUUCGUGGAUGGAAAAAAUGGGAGCAAGAGACAUUAUCUCAUGACUAUGAGUUCUCUAUUGAUCAAUCAAGACUUAGGCUCACUCAUGAGACUUCUUUUGUGAGAGAACAUACAAGUUUCUGGACAACAGUUCCCUUCUUCUUUUACGUCGGAUGCUUCUUAAGACAGUUCUUUGUAUCCGUAGGAAGAACCGAGUACUUGACUCUGCGCCAUGGAUUCAUCUCUGCCCAUUUAGCCCCGGGAAGAAAGUUUAACUUCCAGAGAUACAUCAAAAGAUCUCUCGAGGACGAUUUCAAGUUGGUAGUUGGAAUAAGUCCAGUUCUUUGGGCAUCAUUUGUGAUCUUCUUGCUGCUUAAUGUUAAUGGCUGGAGAACACUGUUUUGGGCAUCGAUACCUCCAGUGCUCAUAAUUCUAGCUGUUGGAACAAAGCUUCAAGCGAUUAUGGCAACAAUGGCGCUAGAAAUCGUGGAGACACACGCGGUAGUUCAGGGGAUGCCUCUAGUGCGAGGCUCAGAUCGAUACUUUUGGUUCGAUUAUCCGCAACUGCUUCUUCAUCUUAUCCACUUUUCCUUGUUUCAGAAUGCUUUCCAGAUAACACACUUCUUCUGGAUAUGGUAUUCUUUUGGGUUAAAAUCAUGCUUCCAUAAAGAUUUUAAUCUUGUGGCCACCAAACUCUUCCUAUGCCUAGGAGCUUUGAUCUUAUGCAGCUACAUUACUCUCCCUUUGUACGCCCUCGUUACUCAGAUGGGUUCACACAUGAAGAAAGCAGUGUUUGAUGAGCAAAUGGCAAAGGCAUUGAAGCAAUGGCACAAAGACAUCAAACUGAAGAAAGGCAAAGCGAGGAAGCUCCCAAGCAAAACACUUGGUAGUUCAGAGAGUUUCAGCCUCUCAUCCUCUUCUUUUGCAACCACUCUUCACCGUUCCAAGACCACUGGUCACUCUUCUAACGUUAAAUACUUUAAGCAAGAAGAUGAAGAAGACGAAGAAAUGUCGUCUGAUCUUGAAGCAGCUGGGGUAGAUUAG
Molecule: messenger RNA, 1590 nt
Organism: Capsella rubella
Lineage: Eukaryota; Viridiplantae; Streptophyta; Magnoliopsida; Brassicales; Brassicaceae
Product: MLO-like protein 7
Exons: 14
Coding region: 1-1590 (529 amino acids)
Biological process (GO): defense response
Cellular component (GO): membrane
Source: RefSeq, a predicted model, not a curated record